AUAAACCAACCAUAUCACUUUAUAAUCCCAUAUCCUUCCCACAAACACCAAAACCUCAAACAUUCUUUCACAAUGGCAAGUGUAACUUCUUCAGCUGUUACCAUCCCAUCAUUCACUGGCCUUAAGACGGUUGCAUCAACCGCCUCAAGGGCCAGUGGUGUAAAGGUGGCAGCCGUCACCCCAAAGCUUUCAGUGAGAGCCUCACUGAAAGACGCUGCAGUGACUGCUGUCGCCAUUUCAGCCAGCGCGUUGCUUGCAAGCAACGCACUGGCAAUUGAAGUCCUACUUGGUGACAACAAUGGUGCCUUGGUUUUUGAGCCAGCCAACUUCAGUGUUGCAUCAGGCGAAACAAUUGUGUUCAAAAACAACAUUGGGUUCCCACACAAUGUUGUUUUUGAUGAAGAUGAAAUCCCAUCUGGUGUUGAUGCAGCCAAGAUUUCUAUGGAUGAGCAAGAUUAUUUGAAUGCAGGUGGUGAAACUUACUCAGUGGCAUUAACUGAGAAAGGGACUUACAGUUUUUACUGUGCACCACACCAAGGUGCUGGUAUGGUUGGCAAAGUUACUGUAAACUAAGUUUAUCUUGGUUGAUUCAUUUUUAUCAUUUAUGAAUAAACUUCAAAAAAAAAAAGCUGGUUUUGUAAAGAGAUGAUUAGACCAAGAUUUAUCCAAUCUCUAUUAUUAUUAUA
This is a messenger RNA of Erigeron canadensis, 686 nucleotides long. Its product is annotated as plastocyanin-like. The record is from RefSeq and is a predicted model, not a curated record. The transcript has a single exon. Bases 73 to 573 code for a protein of 166 amino acids. Gene Ontology annotation, molecular function: copper ion binding. Lineage: Eukaryota; Viridiplantae; Streptophyta; Magnoliopsida; Asterales; Asteraceae. Gene Ontology annotation, cellular component: chloroplast thylakoid lumen.